UUCUUCUAAACUACAACAACCAGGAUGUGGCUCUCGACACACACCGCGUUAUUAUCUUUAAUAAAUUUCAUUAUUUUCCUUCAGCAUGGCGUGUUUGGACUCCAGGACGUGACUGCAGAUUUAUUUGGGGCGGAAAAUGUGGGCACGGUGGCCGCGUUUGGAGAUUUUAACUCGGAUAAACAGACUGAUGUUUUCGUCAUCAGAGAAGACUCUGAACUGGUGAUUUUCUUGGCUGAUGUUAAAGCUCCGUAUUUUAAACCCAAAGUUCGUGUAAAGAAAGACGCGUUUCCAAGUGAGGUCAGUGUGAUCAGCAGUGUGGUUCCAGCUGAUUAUGAUGGAGAUUCUCAGAUGGAUGUUCUGCUCACUGGCCACGCGACAGGAUCAUCCCUGCUGCAGACCAGCGUCUUCGUCUUCUGGGGGAACAACCAAACUCUGAAUCAGAGCGCCAGAGUUGACCUGAACAGGACAUUUAAGGAUCAACCUCUUGUUAUGGACUUUAAUGGCGAUAUGAUUCCGGAUAUCUUCGGAGUGGUGGGCGAUUCCACAGAGGUCUGCUAUCUCCGUGGCCGGAAGCUGAAGUGUGAGAAAGCUCUGGGGUCAGACGUGCAGAUCCGCGUUCCUCACUCCAACGCUUUCAUCGACCUCAACAAGGACUUCACAGCCGAUUUGUUUCUCAGCGCAGGAUCGAAUUCAGUAUUCGGGUUCGAGACUUGGAUCAAUACGGAUGGAAACUUCACCAGGAACUACACGGCAAAGGCACCAGAGAACGUCAAACAGGUGGGCCAGUCUGCGUUCGUCGAUUUCGACGGAGACGGUUCUCAGGAUCACCUCCUACCUGUCUGCAUGGACAAAGCAUGUACAAAGAGCGCUAUUUAUCUGGAAAAGCCUGGCCAGCCUGAGUGGGUUCCGGUGCUGACGGAUUUCCAGAGGAAGGAUUCCCUCUGGGGUUUUGUUCCUCCCCCGGACACGCCCCAGCCAGGCGAGUUUCAUCCCUUCAUCACGUUACACCUGGGUGACUACAACCUGGACGGCUUCCCUGACGCUCUUGCCAUCCUGAAAAACACCAGCAACAGUGCUCAGCAGCAGGCGUUUCUCCUGGAGAACGUGGCGUGUAAUAACGUGAGCUGUAAAGACGCUGGACGCAUGUUCCGUGUGCACUGGGACCAGUCGGACCUGAACGCCAUCCCCAAAGCCGUUGUGGCCACGUUCUUCGACAUCUACGAGGAUGGAAUUUUGGACAUGAUUGUGCUGAGCCGGACCGAGGGGAAGAAGGAGCUGACCAUCCAUGCCCUGAAGAACAACUUUGAGGCCGACGCUUAUUUUGUCAAAGUGAUUGUACUCAGCGGGCUGUGCUCUAAUGACUGUCCUGACAAAGUGAAGCCAUUCGGUGUGAAUCAGCCCGGCCCGUAUGUCAUGUACACGUCAGUGGACUCUAAUGGCUACUUGAAGAACGCCUCUGCGGGUCAACUGAGUCAGUCAGCACAUCUCUCUCUCCAGCUUCCCUACACCGUCCUGGGCCUCGGCCGAAGUGCCAACUUCCUGGACCACCUUUUUGUUGGCAUUCCCCGCCCCCCUGGGGUCAAGGACAUGAGGAAACAGGAGUGGACUGCCAUUAUCCCCAACUCACAGCUCAUAGUCAUUCCUUAUCCAAACAGUGACCCUCGCAGCUGGAGUGCUAAACUCUAUCUGACUCCAAGUAACAUUGUGUUGCUGACGGCUGUGGCACUGAUCGGAGUGUGUGUUUUUAUCUUGAUAAUCAUCGGAGUGCUGCACUGGCAGGAGAAGAAAGCAGACGACCGCGAGAAGAGACAAGAAGCUCAUCGCUUCCACUUUGACGCCAUGUGAGCAACCGGAGUGCAUCAAGGGAAAAAUAAAGCAGUCCCUCUUAAGCAUUCAUCUCACCGGAUACUUUAUUUAUUAAUUUAUUUGAUAUGAUUUCCCCCACUGGAAAUGAUUUUUAUUUUCUGUUUCUUCUGAAUGUUACUGAACAUGUGCAAUCUUGGGAAAGUGUGGCUUUUAUAACUCACUUACGAUAUUUUCCACCUCGUAUUUGUUUGUGAUGGACGAUUACUUGAACAUUACAACAUUACAGUUUGUUUCUUAUAGUUGGAAGCAAGCAGCGGGAGUAUUGAUUUCCACAAAAAGCAAAGGAAUAUUUCGGUGCCAUUUUAUUUGUCCUACUGGCGUAAAGUGUUAUGUUAAAUGUAUUUCUUUCUCUGACCUUGCGAAAGGGAAAAGUAAAAUAAAGGGAGGAUUAGUCUUUAUUUCUGGCUCUUGUUUUGAUGCGCUUUUAACAGAAUGUCCGUAUCAGUCAUAUCUGUCUGCUCUGCUUGUUUUAAUGUCUAGCAAUGAAACUGAACAUUUUCCUUUGCUAAGCAGUGAGGUAUGCCAACCCCCCCCCCAAAAAAUCAUUUUCACUGUAAACAUUACAACUACACUGUAAAAUAUUUUCAUUUUGUAGUUUAUUUGGUUUCCUGUAAGAACUUUUCUUUUGGAAAUGGUCUUCAAUCAAUUUAUGCUGUGUUUGUUGAUUCCUUUUGCACCUCACAGCCACCAUUUCAGUAUCAUGUACUAACUAAGUAUUUGUACUCGAACAGCCCAAUAAAACAGACGAUUUCAUAGAUCUCCAUAGCAUCUUGAAUUGGAAAUAUAUAUAUCAUUUGAAACACUUAUAUCAAACUAUAACUAUGAGAUUUUGGGCAGUAGUUGUACAGUCAGCGCUGUGAAAUGAAUCUGGUUCAGGAAUCCAGUUUUAGCGUUGAUGGAAAAGCAUUACUGGAACUUGCAUUUUUAUCUUCAUUAGCCUCAAGGCUUUGGGGCACAAUUUAGAAAGCAAACCUAUCUUGCUUACAUUGCCAUAAGUAAGACUUUCAUAUUUGGCUCAAGUUUUCUUUCAAGAAUGUGAUUUUUUUUUAUGCUGGUUUCCUGCUCACCCGUUAGGUCCAACCAGCCAAGUGCAUCCACUCAAGUGCAAGAACGAGAAUAUGAAGGAAUUUGAUGUAGGUUAUUAAACAGGUUUCCCGUAGCCUCAGCUUGUAGAUAAUGAAACACCAUACAGUGCAUCAUUUUUGGUAGGGAAGUGGCAAUAGAUAUGGGUAUGAUUUUUGUGUGUGUGUGAAUUUUUUUUUGUUAAUAGAUCAAUGUCCAAAAUGUCACUUCAUCUGUAAAACACACAGUCUUACUUUUAAUUCAGCUUUCACUUUAUUGCCUUAUUGAAUUACCUGCUGUUUUGCUGUGUGGAGGUCAUUCCUGAUACUAAUACAACUUUGUCAUUAACACUGGUAUUAUAUUUAUUAUUUGUAUUGUUGGUGAUUUCUGAUGGUAUAUUAAUUUUUGUACAAUACUAGGUUAUGGGUGUGAAUUUGGAUUCAUUCAUGAUGAACUAUUCACCUUGUGACUGGUUUUCAUCAUGAUGCAUUGGUUGACACUUACAGAUUUAAUUUUAUUGAAUUUCUUUUUGUUUUUGCUUAUUUUUUUUUAUUUUUCUAUUAUCAUGAAAGGGCUUUGCAGUGAGCCCUUCCAUUAUAAUAAAACUCUAAUCAUUUCAGGGGUUUUUCACAGUUGGUUUGCGGUCUCUGAUUUAGAGAACAUUUAUAUUUUUUUGGUUUUUCACGCUGAACAUGAUUUUGUUUAAUUCAAAAGCAAAGAAAAUAAAUAAUGUCUGAAGGGUGUGUAGGGCUUAAAACACCCUCAUAGAGCUCUUUCAUUCAUUGGUUAAAAAUACAGCAACACAAUAUACAUAGAAAAAUCACAGAGUAUGGAGAACUUAGUUAUUUUCACGAUUUUGUUGGUCAUUUCAGCAGUGUUACAGCUCUGUUCUUUGGCCCAGUCUGGCUUCGUGGCUCAGUUUAGCAGCACACACAAAAAUAAUGUUGUGUUCUUACUUGCCUAAUGAACCGCAGCGAGGUUGGGAACACAUCAGGAUUGCAUUCAUACAGACUAAACACUACAUAUGUGCUACCCUUAGGGUGCUUUGCAGUGUUUAGUCCAUUAAUAAAUGGAGCCCUGGUGCAAACCCUGGAGCUGUAGUUCUGCAGAAAUCCUGUAUGUCGAGAAAAAAAAAUAACACUGGACAUGACUUGCAUGUCCCGUCAUGUUCCGUCUAUUUACGACUAAUGAAUAAAUGGGUUUCAUGAGGACUUUGUAAUGUGCAGUGUGACACCAAAUCAAACCAUGCAGCAAAAUAAAUUAUUUUCAAUCUGAUUCAUACUCCCAAACACAUUAAUGAAUAUCUCUUUGUGGUUAAAGUGGUCUGUGUGCAGCAGCUGAAACCGGACCUGUCAUGUCCAUAACACAUUUGUAAUGUCUAAAAUGUGUAUUGUAAUAAAAUGCUUCAACUGGAUUAACUUUAUGCUUGCUAGUCAUUAAAUGUAUGUGGAAAAUAAACUGUACCAAACAUUCAA
This is a messenger RNA of Hemibagrus wyckioides, 4403 nucleotides long. It is a transcript of the gene itfg1, whose product is annotated as integrin alpha FG-GAP repeat containing 1. The coding region runs from base 25 to 1845 and encodes 606 amino acids. The record is from RefSeq and is a predicted model, not a curated record. The transcript has 18 exons. NCBI's taxonomy places the organism in Eukaryota, Metazoa, Chordata, Actinopteri, Siluriformes, Bagridae. Gene Ontology annotation, cellular component: plasma membrane.